Paramecium octaurelia is the source of this 1555-nucleotide messenger RNA. The record is from the annotation of a GenBank genome assembly. NCBI's taxonomy places the organism in Eukaryota, Ciliophora, Oligohymenophorea, Peniculida, Parameciidae.
AGGAAUAAAUUCGAGAUGCGAUUCAACUUUGACAGUCAAAAGCAAUCCUAUAGUGAAAGUGAUCUCCAGAAGACGUAUCAGAAUUAUCUAGUUGAGCUUGUUAGUAAGCUACCAAUUGAAACUUAGGUGAUUUUUAGAAUUUAUAUGCAGAACGGAAGCGCAUUAAGGUGGAACUUCAGAGACGUUAAAGAGAGGAGGAUGAACUUAGAGGAUAGUAAUUAAUAUCAUUAUAAUACUUUAGUAAGUGGCCAGAACCAGUCUAAAAGAAAAAGUAAUUUCGAAAUUAGGCGUUAACAUAUGAUUAAAAAUUGCAAUAAAUAGAGGAAGAACGAAAUAAAGAGCAGAAAAUACAAGAUUGUUUUGCCAAGGAAGCCAUCAGGUUAGAGUUGGAAAGAAGAUUAUCAAUCUAAGAGAGUCAUUUGAAAGAGGAGAAGACUAUGGCUAGCAGAAAGAAAAUAUUUCAAGAACUAAGAAAGAAGGCAGCCAUUGAGAAUAGUAAAGUGUCUUAGAAAUUGAAGAACUAUAGGAAUAAUAUGAGUGAUCAAUUAGAGGAAGGAUUGAGAAAAUCUAAAUCAUUUCAAGAGAAAUUAGAAGCUAGGUUAUAUUGAGAUAUUAAUCUUAGGGAUAUUUUGAUAUAAAAAUAAAGAGCGAAAUAGGUAUCUGAAAUUGCGAAUAGAAAUCGUAAAUUAGAAGAGAAGAUCAGUCAUGUUAGGGAUGAUUUUGAAAAUCGUAUGGUUGAAGAACUCUUUAAAAGACAAUCAGAGAUGGACCAAUCUUUUGAUUUCAGAUAGAUGACAGCAGAAUAGAUGGAGAAAAAUAAAAUUGAGAAAUAAUAGAUUUUUGAAUAGAAACUUAAUUAGAUAAAUUAAAAGAUAAAAUAACAUUAGGAAGAGAAGGAAUUUGAAUUAUUCAAUAGAGUUGGAUAAAAAAUGGAAAAAGCAGAAAAAUAAUAAGAGGAACAUGACAAAUAACUAUCAAGAUUUUAGUUUCAUAAAAGAAAACAAUUGGAAUAACGAUUCUCAAGACAUAAGAAAAGAUAUCAAGAAUCUGAAGAACGUUAAUAGGAGAAGGUAUCUGAGUGGAUGUAGAAAGUUAGCAGUAUUUAAGAAAGAAUUGAGAAAUUCAAGUCUAAAAAGAAUGAAGAUUAGAAGACUUAGAAGGAGUAGAGAUCCCAAAGUUUCAAAGAGCAUUUAGAGAAUAUGUAAUUUAAUCGAAAAAGCUAAGUAAUAUCUUAUUUCUCUAUUAUUAGGAAAAAGAUUCGACGAAAUAUUUUGAGAAACAUUAAUUUGUUUAAAGUAAACUAAAGAAGAGCAAGGAAGAAUAAGAAUAAUUGAGAUCCUAUUUAAACAUUUCAAGAUCAAAGUUUGAGAAGACUACUCUCUAAUAAUUUGGAGAAUUAUCUAAUUUGAAAUAUUCUUCAUCUGGUUAUUUAUUGAAGUAAAAUUAUACUAUAUUUAGUAAAUUAAAAGAAUUAGAGGAUGAGGAUAAAUUUGCCGAAAUUUCAAUGAAAUUUAAUAAUGUCAUGAGAAUAACAGAUAAAAAGAACAUGGAAUGA